AUGGAAUCAAGAACUGCAAACAUUUUGAUAGCUUUAAGUCCUCUCGUCUUUAUAUACGAAUAUGGGCUAAAAAUUCAUCUCUGCUCUGCGCAAUGAAUUAUCUAUGGGACUUUAGCUGGACUUUAUGUAUUCUGAGCACUUGGACUAUUCAUUAGAAAUAGAUCUUUUAACAGGAGUAUUUUGCUUUACCAGCCUGAAUUAAAUGAUGGCUUUUUAUCUUUAUGUUCAAUACGCAGUCUUAAAUAUUAUAUUCUUGCUGGGCUUACAAUAGGAGCGUUCUCUGGCUACAAUAUUUCAAUAGCUUAUUUUUCAUAUCAAUCAUUAAAUUUGGAGUUUUCUAUUUCUUUUGUUAUUGAUUCAUUAGGAUCUAUACUGGGAGCUAUCGCAUUACUUUGUGCUGAAAACUCAACUUUUUUGCAGAGCUACAUGCAUAUUAUAUACCCUGAAACUAAGCAAUGGGAUUUGCUUCCUUUUUUGAAAUCUCUUUACUUAUGCAUAACAAUUGGGGAAUAUUUUGGGUUAGUUUGCAGUAUGUAUGCUGCUGCAUUAGAAAUUGGAAUAUAUGUGUGCUACUACCUCUUUUUGGAGUAUGGCUGGACAUUUGUGAUAAUUGCAUUUUUGGCUUGCUGUACAGGGAAUAUUUGGCUUAUUUUGCAGAGAGUUUUUAUGAAAAGAAAGUACAGAUUCCAUAAACUAAAAGAAACUGAGAUGGAUGAUGUUAUAACCGUUUAA
Blepharisma stoltei is the source of this 732-nucleotide messenger RNA. Lineage: Eukaryota; Ciliophora; Heterotrichea; Heterotrichida; Blepharismidae. The record is from the annotation of a GenBank genome assembly.